AUGAGCAGCGAGAGGAAGCAGGAGAUCACGGAAGUGCUGAAGAAGGGCCGCUACUCGCUGGACUCCCUGCCACAGCUGAAGGCCUACCUUCAGGAGCAGAUCGACCAGCGCUCCUACGAUUUCGAGGCCAACCUCGCCCUCCUCAAGAUCUUCCAGUUCAAUCCUUCCCACAUCGACAUCGAUGUCGUGCAGAAGGUCUUGAUCAAGGCACUCAUGAAUCUGCCCCACAUGGACUUCCCCCUCAGCCUCUACGUUCUCCCCGAGGCCGCGCACCAAAAUGAAGGCGUUGCCGCUCUGAAGAAGGUGUCCAACCUGCUCGAGACGGCCCAGUUCACCGGCUUCUGGACGCUGUUCGAGGAGGACAGCGCCACUUCUGUUCUGCUCAAGAACUUCCCCGGCUUCCGCGAGGCCAUCCAAAGCUUUGCCGUGAGCGUGUUGACGGUGGCGUACCAGAGUGUGCCCGUGGACGUGCUGGCGUCGGCCGUGCAUUUGAACGGAGCCGCGCUCGACGAGUUCGUGGCCAAGCAGGAGGGGUGGAAGACCGAGGACGACCUCGUCACGCUACCCGUGACCGAGCUCAACCAGGCCAGGCAAAUCAAGACCACCGAGCAGCUCGACCGCAAGAAGGUAGCCAACAUCUUCUCUGUUUUGACCAAGUAA
Acanthamoeba castellanii str. Neff is the source of this 660-nucleotide messenger RNA. RefSeq names its product eukaryotic translation initiation factor 3 subunit k, putative. Gene Ontology annotation, cellular component: cytoplasm; eukaryotic translation initiation factor 3 complex. The record is from RefSeq and is a predicted model, not a curated record. Gene Ontology annotation, biological process: regulation of translational initiation. The transcript has 3 exons. NCBI's taxonomy places the organism in Eukaryota, Discosea, Longamoebia, Acanthamoebidae. The coding region runs from base 1 to 660 and encodes 219 amino acids. Gene Ontology annotation, molecular function: ribosome binding; translation initiation factor activity.